Bacillus rossius redtenbacheri is the source of this 3973-nucleotide messenger RNA. Its product is annotated as paxillin-like. Gene Ontology annotation, molecular function: actin binding; muscle alpha-actinin binding; DNA binding. The transcript is spliced from 11 exons. The record is from RefSeq and is a predicted model, not a curated record. Gene Ontology annotation, biological process: actin cytoskeleton organization; heart development; muscle structure development. Bases 279 to 1889 code for a protein of 536 amino acids. Gene Ontology annotation, cellular component: Z disc; nucleus; filamentous actin. Lineage: Eukaryota; Metazoa; Arthropoda; Insecta; Phasmatodea; Bacillidae.
AUCGGGUCCCCGGGGCUGGCGUGGGCCCCGCCCCGCACGGCUCGCCUUCAGUCCGCGAGUCGCUCCCGGGACCGCCGGCGCGCCUAAAUACAGCUCGCGGUGACGCGGCGCCGGGCGGGCGGGCAUUGUUGCCCCGUCGUGAGUCAGUCGGCGGGUCCAGUCGCCGCGGUUAUUUCCGGCCGCGCGGUGUGCGCUCGGGGUGCUCCCCCGCGCCCCUGCAGCGUGUUGCGCCGGCAGCAGGCCGCAGCACCGCGCCGCUAGCGAGCUCGGCCGCCGCCAUGGCCACCAGGUCUCCCUCGCCGCGCAGCUCGUCGUACGGGCGCGCCAACACCCUGCUGGCCGCCGGCAGGACGCCCUUCAAGAGCCGUCGCGACUGGGACAGGCACUUCGACGCCUUGCUCGCGGACCUGCAGAACACCGUGUCCCCGGGGGCGGCGCCGGGGGCGGGGGCGGCGCCCGGCUACGGCUCGCUCAACGGCUCCCGCGCCAGGGAGGUCGUAGUCGAGCGCUACGACGUGCCGCCGCCCGCCGCCCCCUCCUCCUCCUCCUGCUCCCCGACCUACCAGAACCAGCGGGUGAUCCACGAGACGGUGACCACGACCAAGACGACGUACCCGCAGAGUCCCCCGGCCUCCAGCAAGAUGCCGUCGCUCAACAGCAACCUGUUCGAGCUGGACACCUUGCUGCAGGACCUCAGCAACGCCCGCUACUCGGGCUUCUCGGAGCACAGGGAUUCAGGUGUGAGCAAUGGAACACUCGGAGGACGACCACCAAGUAGCCAAGAAACAAGAGUUCGGCCUUCAGUGGACAGCUUAUUGGAUGAGUUGAACACUGCUGUUCCCAAUGGGGACCUGGGCUCCUCGACGGCCGUGUACCAGGAGACACGGACAGAGGUCACGGGGGGCUACCCGGGCCACACCAGCCCCGCGCCCGCGGCGGGAGCCUCCUCCGCCACCAAGGAGCUGGACGAUCUGAUGGCAUCUCUGUCCGACUUCAAGAUCACCGCCAGCUCCCACCAGCACCAGACGGUCACCGACUCGCCGUACGCCAAGCCCAACAAGGCCACCAAGAGCUCCCCGUCGCCCGUCCUCGCCGCCGCCAAGCAGAACCAACUCGACUCGAUGCUCGGGAACCUGCAGGCCGACAUGAGCAGGCAGGGCGUGAACACCACGCAGAAGGGCUGCUGCAACGCCUGCGACAAGCCCAUCGUGGGCCAGGUGAUCACGGCGCUGGGCAAGACCUGGCACCCAGAGCACUUCACUUGCAACCACUGCAACCAGGAGCUGGGGACGCGCAACUUCUUCGAGCGGGACGGCCACCCGUACUGCGAGCCCGACUACCACAACCUGUUCUCGCCCCGCUGCGCCUACUGCAACGGGCCCAUCCUGGACAAAUGCGUGACGGCCCUGGAGAAGACCUGGCACACCGAGCACUUCUUCUGCGCCCAGUGCGGCAAGCAGUUCGGGGAGGACGGCUUCCACGAGCGCGACGGCAAGCCCUACUGCCGCAACGACUACUUCGACAUGUUCGCUCCCAAGUGCGGGGGGUGCAACCGGCCCAUCAUGGAGAACUACAUCUCCGCGCUGAACAGUCAGUGGCAUGCUGACUGCUUUGUUUGUCGGGACUGCCGGCAGCCCUUCCACGGGGGUUCCUUCUUCGACCAUGAGGGCUUGCCGUACUGCGAGACUCACUACCACGCCAAGCGAGGCUCCCUCUGUGCUGGCUGCCACAAGCCAAUCACAGGCCGCUGCAUCACGGCCAUGUUCCGCAAGUUCCACCCGGAGCACUUUGUGUGCGCGUUCUGCCUGAAGCAGCUCAACAAGGGCACGUUCAAGGAGCAGAACGACAAGCCCUACUGCCACUCCUGCUUCGACAAGCUGUUCGGCUGAUCAGCGCAACAGCUGCACUCUUUCAACCAGCCAUACUCUUCAUAGGCUCUAUUUUUAUAGUGGCUUGCAGCGUUCUGCGGCUCCUGAGUGCACAUUCUUUUACUUUGCUUACAAUUUUACAGUAAACCUAUACAAAACUUUGAAAUUUCUUUUUGAAAUUGUUUGUGUACGUUAAUUUUAACUUAACUAUUAAGGUGUAUUUUUUAAAAAAUAAAAGUGGUAAUACGUGAACCAGGUGGGUGCUAAAAAGUAUGAUUUGUGUGUAAAAGAAAAAAAAACAUAUAAUCUCACUCAGAUGCACACGAAUAAUACAAUUUUUCUAAGCCUGGUAACAUUUUAUAAUAGGAAUAUGUGUUUAGAAUUUAUUCUCUCGCAAAUAUUAUGAAUGGUGUUAGUAAUAACUAGCAGAUGUUUUUAUGUUCAUUGUGUUGUAAAUGCGUAUAGCAGCAGUUCAGUAAGUAGUAAACUUACUAAUAGCAAGAAGUACAACUACAGAAUAAAGGAUUUAAGGUUAAUGAAAUGCCUUUAAGAUUCAAUUGCAUUUAGUAGUUUUUUUUUGUUUGGAAUCUAUUCUACCUAUAUAAAUAUUGUUCACAAUAUGAAGUAGGUAGCUUUAAUUUUUGCUUAAUGCAGCAUCUUUAACCAUUGUUGUUAUUUGGUAAUUGGUAAAUACUAAAAGCACAAAAAUAUUGCAUGUUUUGCCCAUCAUUGAUGUAAAAAUUACUUUAAAUUUUAGCUCUGGUCCGAGAGAGUGUUCCUAUAUUACUGCAUUAAUUAUUGUGAAGAAAAGUAAAGUGUGUAAUUUUUCCCAAAUUUUAAGUACAACACCGGGAAUAUAAAGAAAUAUUUUUAUAUUUUAUUAUAUUAAGCAGUUUUAGUUCUAUAACAACUUACAUAAUUUAGAUAAACCGACGGUUACAUUAACUCAUCUAAACAUAUAUAUAAAUAUAUAGAACAUUUUAGGAAAAUUUUGUAUACAUAUGUAUUUGAUAGCAUGCAAGAUAAUUUUAAUAUAGUUUGUGGCUUUCAAAACUAAUACAAGUUCAUGACCAAACAUUUUGGAUCCAUCCCUAAAUACUUUUAAAAAUAAAUGGCAAAUUUUAGAGUUUUGUGAUACCGGAACUCUAUACAUUAUAAUCAAAAUUGAGGGGAAAAAAACUGUUCUAAACUGAAAAUGAAACAACUUUUACCAAAUUAAACAUAACAUUAUUUUUAACAAUACAUGUUUGUGACAAAAUUGUUCAGUUUUAAAUAUUGGUCUCGCUGAAGCCAUUAAUCAUAUUGUGUGCCAUUUCGUCUUCAACUGCGGCAAGUUCUGUAUGUAUGCCUAAAUGUGGUUAAGAAUUUGCGACAAGAUGCGAGCAGCGAACCUUAGUACGAGGAGGGACACAGAAAUAACUGGGGUCAUGAUGUUGCGCAUAUGCACUUGUGGCACCAGUUUUCACUGCUAGGGAGUCAGUCUGCCAAGUGGUGGCACCCGAAAAUUAUGUGUGUGGCUUCUCUGGCAGUUCUAUGUGUUUUUAGUGCACUUUUGUUUUUUACUUGGCAGGAACACAGCGGAAACUUCACACUUGCACGUUGUUCGUGAGAAUCGGCCAUUUUUCCAUAUAAAAAAUGCACUAAAGACACACAUACAGAACAGUCAGAGAAACCACAUUCAUUUUCGGGUGGCACCACUUGGCAGAGGUCCUACAACAGCACUUCAGAGGUGAAAACUGGCGCUACAAGUACAUGAUGCGCAAUGUUAAGAUUCCUGUUAUUUUUUGGUUCCCCACUCAUAAAUUGCCUAAACUUGGAUGGGCCUACAUGUUUUUAGAACUUAUUUUGUAUUUGUUUAUCUUGUGAAAAAUUGAGUUUAUUACAGUUGUUACACAUAUAAUAUUGUGAAGUGUGUUAAGUCUUCCUAUCAAUACAAUCCUGUAUCAUCUUUUUUAACCUGUGUCUGCAUGUACAGUGUGCGUGUGUAUUUCUAUGAAAUGUAGAAGUUGUAAAAUAUUACUAAGGUGUAUUGUUUCAAAAUAUUGUGUAAAAGUUUUAAACGUGUUGACUAGUAAAUUCUAGAGAAGUUACUCUCAUUUAUAAAA